AUGACUUCCUCUGGUCAUCUAUACUUCCUCCUUUCCGCCCCUCUGCGGAUUCAUUUUAUGAUUGGCCGCGGCAUGUGGACUUCUCGACCCACGCUCAGCGGCUUAUGGAGUAUAUCCCCUUACAGAGUAACCACCAGUAAAGACGAAAUAUACUUUCUCGGUCCCUACAUCGAGCCCAGCAGGACAUGUACAAAGAGCCUAUUCAAUGCAGAUCAUGGAGAUCUUCAAGGUCUCUACUACGACAAGUCGCCAGGCAUCACCAGAUUCACGAGCUUGGGUAGUAUCUACCAGCCGCACAGGCACACCGUUCCACGCCAAGCUAUUUCCGCCAUCCCGCUGCGUCAACACAUGGAAGUGAUAGAUAUCCUUAAUCCCCCAAGAUUCUUCUCACAAGCACCGUUCAGGCAUGUUCGAUCCCUUGUGGCUUGUUAUCUUGAAUCUCGAUGUACGGGACUUCUACUCUGCUACCACGACGGCACCGAGCGCAUUCUGGGCCAGUGGUACGAAGAUACGGAUGCGCGACCCAAGUAUGAGACAUCGGCCUUUCGGGAUGGUAGUAUCCUGCGAUUCUACUUUGCCAACGAAAAUGGAUAUGAUCUACUUAUCCGGGUUCGGGUUGUGCAGGAUGCUGCUCUACAGGCCGAUGAAAGAUUUUGUGACAUGAUGGAAGGCGAUGAGAUUUACUGGCUGUUUACAAACUAUGCUGAUGUUAUAUUCGGUGGUUGAGGAGAACGGGUG
Aspergillus japonicus CBS 114.51 is the source of this 738-nucleotide messenger RNA. RefSeq lists its product as uncharacterized. Lineage: Eukaryota; Fungi; Ascomycota; Eurotiomycetes; Eurotiales; Aspergillaceae. The record is from RefSeq and is a predicted model, not a curated record. The transcript has 3 exons. The coding region runs from base 1 to 726 and encodes 241 amino acids.